Molecule: messenger RNA, 1241 nt
Organism: Postia placenta MAD-698-R-SB12
Lineage: Eukaryota; Fungi; Basidiomycota; Agaricomycetes; Polyporales; Adustoporiaceae
Exons: 4
Coding region: 1-1053 (350 amino acids)
Source: RefSeq, a predicted model, not a curated record
AUGUCUGCUCUUUCCAGAAAGCUGGCCCUUGUACUUUCUCACGUCGCGUUCUAUUUGUUCUGGCACACUUCCGCAUUCGGACCAACUACCCGCGCAUAUCCCAUACCUUCAUUCUUUCCCAUCAGUUCGAUCGCCUCGUCUCGAGCCCUGGCAGAAUCAUCUUCCACACGCACAUUCAUUUCAGAGGCAACCGAUGCUUUCACUAGCACCACAAUAAUCUCUGAUCCCUCUGUCAGCUCAGCGACACUCCCACGUUCAGCAAGCAAAACUUGGCUGUACGCCUCCUCGACUUCCAGUGCCAAGAUUUACGAUACCACUGUCUCAACGGUGUCAAAUACAUUCCAGCUCCUUCAGUUACAGUCAGCGACUUCUUCGUCCAUCGCGAGAAGUUCAAGCACACAAUACUCAUUUAUAACGUCCUCAGCACUACCGACUACUCAUUCAGCCCAGAUUCAUACUUCUUACUCCACCCAAGCCAUCAACAGUUCAUCGUCCUCACACGGCCUUAAGCCUGCCACUUCCACUGCAACAGAUGCUCAGACAAUGACGCAAGUCGAGCUCUCGAUGCCAUCAAUGGUAGCGCUAGUCGUGGGCAGCAGCGUUGGUAGUGCUAUACUUUAUCGCCGAGGAAGUUAUAAGAAGGUUUCCCACGGAGAUGACUCCUUGCCUACCAAUGCCGAUGAUUCUACUGGCUUGCACCCGCUGUCUAGAUUCUCCACAUUUGCCAUCAGACCAUGGAACUUAAGUCGAGAGGGCAGGAAUACAAAUCGAAACUCGGGUUAUCACCCAAUAGUAGAAUCCGGUACCAGAGAAAGCGAUGCGGCUUUGGUCACCAUGAAACCAUCCUCCUUCGAGUUCCCAGCAGCGAACUCGUCACCUGUGAUCACUCUGCACGCCGCGGGUGCAUAUCCGUGGAACACGGUGCCUCCUCCCCGAGAGGUUGAUUCUGGUGUCAUUCUUACAUCCACUCCAACCGUGCUGCCCCCUGCGUACAACGACCUCUACACUCCGCCAAGCACAAUCUCCCAACACCGUGUUAAAGAGGCCCUCUGACAGGCGCUCAGAUUCAACUAUUCCACAGCAUACUUCCAAGUUGCCUUGGAUAGGGAUGAAUUUGACGCUUUGGUUGACAUGGGAAGAUCAAGUACUAUUUAUGUGCCACAUAUGUACGUUAUUGCCUUGACAUGUCCGCGAGCUUCGCGAGUCCGUACUUAUACGCAAGCGCAUACUGUGACAUCGUA